This is a messenger RNA of Crotalus tigris (Tiger rattlesnake), 2492 nucleotides long. It is a transcript of the gene HP1BP3, whose product is annotated as heterochromatin protein 1 binding protein 3. The coding region runs from base 409 to 2106 and encodes 565 amino acids. Lineage: Eukaryota; Metazoa; Chordata; Lepidosauria; Squamata; Viperidae. Gene Ontology annotation, biological process: heterochromatin organization; nucleosome assembly. The transcript is spliced from 13 exons. The record is from RefSeq and is a predicted model, not a curated record. Gene Ontology annotation, molecular function: DNA binding; nucleosome binding. Gene Ontology annotation, cellular component: chromosome; nucleus; nucleosome.
UGUGUGUGUCCUGCUUGUAGAUCCGCUUAGACUGUGUGUGUUUGUGUGUGUGUGUGUGUGUGUGUCCUGCUUGUAGAUGCCACUUCGACUGUGUGUGUGUGUGUGUGACAGUGACAAUUCAGCUCUUCCCCCUGCUUUCUCGCUUUGGGCUGCCCAGCCAGUAAUGAGCCAAAUCCCAGGCAACUUUUGCAGAAAUAAUUGCCUCCCAGGGGGCUUCCAGACAGGACUUAGAGCUCUUAUAUUUAUUUUUACAUCACCUUCCUCGCACCCUCACCAUUUCAUACAACAAACUGAUAACGCUCGGGCUUCUCUGAGACUCGGAUUCGAAUGGAAGGCCACCUUCCCCUUGAAGUUAAGCCCUGGGGCUUCAAAGUGUUACCCUCCCGUUGAGGCUAGACAUUAAUUUAAAUGGCGACUGAGCUGUCUGAAGCCGAUCCCGCACACCGUAAGGCAGUUCCACUCUUAACAGGAGCUCCCCUGGACAAAUUGAGUGAGACAGUUGAAGACGCAGCCAUGCCGAUCCGCCGGGCGGUGAACGCUUCUUCUCGGGAAACCCCUCCCAAAAGCAAGUCUGCUGAAAGCGAGGCCAAACCAGAGCCGGAUGUCAGUUCAGAAGAAUCCGCCUCCACCGUCGAGGAGCAGGAGAAUCGGGCACCCCUGGCUCCCGCCGGUGAGGCCGAGCAGCCGAAGGAGCCAGAGGAGGAGGAGGAGAAGGCAGAGGUGAAGCCUGCUGAGGAAGCCAAAAAGGAGGAGAAGGAUCCGGCGAAGGAGAAGGAGAAGAAGGUGAAAAAGACCAUUCCCGCCUGGGCGACUCUUUCGGCCAGCCAGCUAGCCCGAGCGCAGAAGCAGACGCAGAUGGCCGCUUCCUCUCGGCCCAAGAUGGACGCCAUUUUGAUCGAAGCCAUCAAAGCGUGCUAUCAGAAAGGCGGGGCCUCAGUGGUCGCCAUCCGAAAGUUCAUCAUCAGCAGGUACCCCUCGCUGGACCUGGAGCGGAGGGGGUACCUCCUGAAGCAGGCCUUGAAGAGGGAACUUGAGCGGGGGGUCAUACGGCAGGUGAAAGGGAAAGGAGCGUCCGGAAGCUUUGUGGUGGCCCCCAACUCAGGGAAAGCAGCCUCAAAGUCCAGAGACAGGAAGAGGAGCUUGUCGGCCUCCAGCGCAGAGCAGCACGUGAAGCUGGAGGACGUCCUGCCACUGGCCUUCACCCGCCUCUGUGAGCCCAAGGAGGCCUCCUACAGCCUGAUCAAAAAAUACGUGUCCCAAUAUUAUCCCAAGCUGAAGGUGGACAUCCGGCCCCAGCUGCUGAAGAACGCCCUGCAGCGGGCGGUGGAGAAGGGCCAGCUGGAGCAGAUCACGGGCAAGGGGGCUUCCGGCACCUUCCAGCUGAAGAAGUCGGGGGAGAAGCCGCUGCUGGGCGGAAGCCUGAUGGAGGACGCGAUCCUCUCCGCCAUCGCAGCCAUGAACGAGCCCAAGACCUGCUCCACCACCGCCCUCAAGAAAUACGUCCUGGAGAAGCACCCUGGCACAAACUCCAGCCUCCAGGUUCACCUCCUGAAGAGGACUCUGCAGAAGUGCGAGAAGUACGGCUGGAUGGAGCAGAUCUCCGGCAAGGGCUUCAGCGGCACCUUUCAGCUGUGUUUCCCCUACUAUCCAAGCCCCGGCAUUCUGUUCCCUGAGAAGCAGAAGGAGGACGAGGAGGAGGAGGAGGAGGAAGACGAAGAAGAGACAGAUGACGACGAGGAGGAAGAGGAGGAGGAGGAGGAAGAGGAGCCUCCUCCAAAGAAGAGGAUGCCGAAGCGGCCCCCACCCAAAGCCCGGAACAGAGCCCCUCCCCUGGUGAAGCGACGGGAGGUCAAGCCCACCGCCCGGAAGGCUCCCUUGGCGCACCGCGGGAAACCCAAGCCGCCCCCGCCCCCGCCCCCCAAGGCCAAGAAAGCGAAGGGCGUGCCUGCCCGGCCGGCGGUCAAGAGCCUCUCCAGCCCAGCCCCCCCACCCAAGAAGCCGGCUGCAGCGGCCGCGGCCAGCGCUAAGCGGGACCGGAAGAAGCCCCCCGGGAAGAGGAGCAAGACCAAGACCACCAUGCGGAAGUCGCUGAGAGCCAAGAAGUAGCCGGUCGGCGAGCGGGCAGGCAGGGGCUCUGCUUAGGGCCCCCCCUUCUUUUAUAAGUACAGCCCCCUCCCCUCCUUUGUAACUUAGUUCUGAGGCUUCCCCCUCUCUGUCUCCCCCUCCCUCCCCCCCUCCAGCAGUGGAGAACCGCAGCACCUCUUCCCCCCUCCCCCCCAAGCCAGCCUCUGGGUCUUAAGCAUCGCAGGUGGAUCCAGACUCUUCCUGCUGUGCCUUGGCCCCCUUCCCACCCACCGACCCCCUGCCCCUCCUCGUACACACCCCCUCCUCAAAGUCUGGCUUCCUUUCUCCUCCAAUCCAUCACCCACCCUAUAACGCAGGACUGGUUUUUUUUUUUUUUUCUAAAUAAGGGGCAAAAAAAAAAAACAAAA